Molecule: messenger RNA, 1173 nt
Organism: Colletotrichum orchidophilum
Lineage: Eukaryota; Fungi; Ascomycota; Sordariomycetes; Glomerellales; Glomerellaceae
Product: integral membrane protein DUF92
Exons: 3
Coding region: 1-1173 (390 amino acids)
Cellular component (GO): membrane
Source: RefSeq, a predicted model, not a curated record
AUGAGAGCAAUUUACGCCUUCCCGGCGACACUGGCCCUCGUCUAUCGAGCUUGGUCGCACCAGUCCCUGACCCCCGCAGGCAUCGCCGCCGCCGUCAUUACAGCUAUCGCGCACGCCUAUCAUCCGUGGAAUCUGCCGUUCGCGCUGCUCUGCACCUUCUUUCUUGCUGGAACGAGGGCCACCAAGGUCAAACACGAUGUCAAAGCACAGUUGACGAUGGCCUCGAGAGGCACAUCGGGAGGUGAAGGAGCACGCACCCAUGUCCAAGUGUUCGCCAACUCGCUCAUGGCCUCUUGCCUCUCCCUCCUGCAUGCAUACCAACUCAACAAGCGGAAGGACGCAAUCCUCGACACGACAACUCCGAACCCCUCAGGCACACUCUGCUUCUCAUGGGGCGGCGAUCUACUCGUGAUCGGAAUCAUCGCAAACUACGCCGCCGUCGCCGCCGACACGUUCAGCUCUGAACUGGGAAUCCUGGCCAAAGGAGAACCCCGCCUGAUUACAUCCCCCACCUUGCGCAAGGUCCCGCGCGGAACAAACGGAGGUGUUACACCCCUCGGCAUUGCUGCCGGCGCGCUCGGUUCCAUGAUCAUCGUCACGGCCUCCAUGGUAUUCCUCCCCCUGUGUGGGGACGACAGCGCCGGUAAGGUCGGCGGCGGUCUCGGCGCAUGGACGACCCAGCAGCGAUCAACCUUUAUGCUCGGAAUGACGCUCUGGGGCGUCCUCGGAAGUCUUCUCGAUAGCGUUCUCGGAGCUGUCUUCCAGCGUUCCGUAAGAGAUGUGCGGACUGGCAAGAUUGUGGAGGGCGAGGGCGGCACCAAAGUUCUCCUCGCCAGCGAUGCAAGCGAUCACGCGGACAAAAACCAGAAGCGCGCCACUGUCAAGGCCGCGGCGCUUCAUGGAGAGGGCAAGCGCGCCGUGGCAAAGAUGGAGGAGAAUGCAGGCGUCGACACUCUAGAGACCAGCGACUCGAAGAAGAGGUACGACCCCGAGGACAAGCACCGCAAGCCCACGAUGGGUGAUGCCAAGCCUUCGCGGGUUGCGGAGACUGGGUGGGACUUGCUGGACAAUAACGACGUGAACUUUCUCAUGGCGUUCACUAUGAGCAUCGGCGCCAUGGGCGUUGCCAGCUGGUACUGGGGAAUCCCAAUUGAGACGAUACUCGACCUGUAG